GAACGCCAACAUGCAUAUGCCCGAAGCACAUGCUGGGGCCAAAAAUGCGGCACUGUCCCAACCUCGAGCUUGCAAUGGUUUCCGGCCAAGCCCCGCGGCAUGAUACGCAAGGGUAGGGCGUUCCAGAGGCUGAGAGAAGAGAGAUCGAGCUGCUCAGUAUAGAAAGGUCGCUUAUUGCAGAUUGUGAGGUGAGUUCGCUAAGGUCUGUCUGUCUACGCAUAUUACUCCAGGACGAAAUCAGACCAAGUUGUGAGCUUCGUCAUUCGGACCUUGAAAAUGUCGAUAUAUUGUUGUCUAUCAGUGAUUACAUGGGCUCUCAGCCUGAUUGCUACCUCUGCGUCGCCAACCUCAGACCUCACAUUCAGCAGCUACAAUGAUGCCGGCCUGACGGAGGCCGACACGCUGCGGAUUCUACGUCGCACCCUGUCUGCAACCGGGACAGAAGACACAGUCAACCUUUUCGAUGAGACCCUCGACAAAAGCUGGGAUGGAGCAGUAUUGUUUUCCAUCACCCUGGAGACCGAAGAGGACGUAUCGAGUAAUAGCUCCCUCGACACCACAUACAGUGUCCAGAUUGUUUGUUCCACCUGCUACAUCACCGGCAGGGUUAGCGGACAGCUCACUCGAAAUGCCGACUUCAACGUCACCGAGCUCGAGGACAGUGCCAUAGACUUGGUCAAGAACAUUACCGAGGAAGCGGGACAGGCCUUGUCGGAUCUGGCGGACGGCAACGCAAACUAUACAGAGAUCGAUUUCAACGUCGAGCUCCCCAGCUUUCCGGAUUUUGACUAUCGCUUGCAGUUCAGCUUCGAGAACCUGGAGCUCUACAUGCAGCUUGACACCAUCCUCUCUGUCAAAUCCACCUACACCGUCAAUCUAUACACCUCAGAAAGCCCAGUGGGUGUCAGUCUGGGCGAUAACCUGGAGAUCGGUGCGUUCUUCAAGGUGGAUCUGAUCCUGACUGCUGCGGCCGAGGUAGAUAUCAGCAGCGGAGUGCAUAUCAAGGUCGAUGGAGCCGGCAUCAAUCUGCAAAUGUUUAACCAAAGCAUCGACAGCAUAACACUCGAUGGCGGAAAGUUUGAAUUCCUACCAGUGAACGUCGAGGGUGCUGGCUUUGUGCUCACAGGCGCGCUCCGGGUUGGUCUGCACGCCGGCAUCACGUUUGACAUCGACUCGUCCGUCACGAUCGCGAACCACACGCUCGGCGCCUCGGCCGGCUUGGAAGCGGGUGUCUUUGCCAACAUUGCCGAGUUCGUGGCCAAUGUCACGUACGCCAGCGGCAGCGACGACUGCGAGCUGGCCAUCGUCGAGUCCUUCACCAUGGGUCUCGGCGCGGCGGCUGGAGCGUCGGCCGCGUUCGACCAGACCACAUGGGGGCCAACGCCCGAAACGGACAUUCCCAUCUGGUACACCGAACUGGGCUCUGCGUGCGCGGCCCAUCGGAGCUCGACGACCACGACCACGACAACAGGUACAACAUCUGCGCUCGUAACGGCGAGAGACGCGACGAGUGACCUGUCCCUCACGCUGGCGACGGUGACCACCGAAACGACUUCGUCUGGAGUGGCUUGCAUAUCGCCCGGCUUGAUCAACUGCCCCGUCUCCCUGCAGACCACGAAGACAUUCACCGCGACUCUCACCUCGACCACCUCGGUCCCGUCUGGUUCGGAGGCGACGUGGCCCGCAUCGACGACCCAGACGCCGGUCAAGACCGUGGCAUUCGGCUCCAACGCCAAAGCCUUGUCCGCGACGACGGGUAGCCCGGUCUCUUACGUGCCGCCGCCUCCGCCACCACCAUCGUCUUCGUCUUCGACAUCGUCCACAGCUUCCGGCGCGACCGCUACAGGAAGCCACGGGGGUCACGACGACCACAAGCCACUAAUCAUAGGGCUAUCUGUUGGGCUGGGCGUUCCCGCCCUAGCCAUCAUUGUCGGGGCGGCGGUUUACUUUCUCAGGCGCUGGCACAGGUAUACGCCCGUGCAAAAGGCAGAGGCCGAGAGUCACGUCACGGAAGAGCUACAGCCGGCUUCGCAGCAUGAACAGCAGGUGAUGCUCAAGAGGAUGACGACUGUAGAAGUGGUGGACGAGGCCGAUUGAGUGAUUGGGUGAGGAAACUCAAUGGUGAACGCAUACGUGGUUCCCUGAAUCUGUCCCCCAACAGGGACGCCUUUUGUAUGAUCUUUUAUAAUACUGUACAAUAUAUUGUGCGAAUACCUG
This is a messenger RNA of Cladophialophora immunda, 2217 nucleotides long. RefSeq lists its product as uncharacterized. The record is from RefSeq and is a predicted model, not a curated record. Bases 277 to 2097 code for a protein of 606 amino acids. The transcript is spliced from 3 exons. Lineage: Eukaryota; Fungi; Ascomycota; Eurotiomycetes; Chaetothyriales; Herpotrichiellaceae.